Molecule: messenger RNA, 3160 nt
Organism: Ceratosolen solmsi marchali
Lineage: Eukaryota; Metazoa; Arthropoda; Insecta; Hymenoptera; Agaonidae
Gene: tacc
Product: transforming acidic coiled-coil protein
Exons: 9
Coding region: 68-3031 (987 amino acids)
Biological process (GO): nuclear migration; cerebral cortex development; mitotic spindle organization
Cellular component (GO): cytoplasm
Source: RefSeq, a predicted model, not a curated record
CCGGCAAGAGCUCAACUCCAGAAGAGAAAGAUUUGUGCGUGUGUGACUCCAUUGCGUCUUGGAGAUCAUGGAUUUUCUUAGCCGACUUUUAAGCAGACCCGCGCAUCACCAGCCAGCUAUUUGCGACGUAUCGAUCAUAGAUCGCGAGAGUGUCGGCUCGUCGUCGUCGCCAUCGUCGUCGUCAUCGUCUCUUUCGCCAGCAGUAAAAAAGCAAAAUCGGGCGCAAGCAACCGAUCAGUCGGAGCAGCUGACACGCAUAUCUCGUGAUCAUCCGGAGGCGUCAUCGAGUGGCCCGAGCAGCUUAGUCCCUGAGAGUUUGUCCUCGGCUUCUAGCUUCCAGAGCCUCGCCUCAAAUCAUAGUUCAAAAAGCAGCAGUGGCAUAUGUACGGAUUCAGCACCCGGUAGCCCAGACAAGACUAGCCAUGCUUUUGACAACUCCUACAUCAACGUCGACAUACCCGACGUUGACGAUUUAAUCAAUGCUUGCUUGAAUAUCAACUUGAACGACGGCCCCUCGGUCGACUCUCCAGACAACAACACAAGCAAUCUCAGCCACGAUCAAACCUUUGCUUCCGCGACUGAUGAUACAAUCGCAAAUGAAACCCCGAUUGAGCUACGCCUCGAAGAGAGCAUACAGACAUUUGAGACUUGUCCUGUAUUAGAGACAAAUCAAGUUUUGAAAGCAGAGCCUUUAUCAUCUAGUAUUGUGAAAUCGUCUGCUUCAAUCGAUCAGCCGUUCAUUACUCCGUACGUUUCUUCGUUCGAGAAUAGUGUAGUGCAGAGGCACGAUAACGAAUCGGAGUUCAAAAGCUCACUCAGCUCCUUGCAAAUUGACGGCGGCACGACUGGCUCGACUCUCUCUAGCGUAGUCGACGUUAUUGGAGAACCGAAAAUCUGCACUAAAAAUGAGACGGUUAUUGAAGUGACGAACGACAUAGCCAACUUUUCAUUAAGGGAUCCAACAAAUGAUCAAAAGGAGCAACAAAAUGCAACUGAAGUGAAUUUAUGCAUUAAUAAUGCCCAGAACUACCAGACACUCGAUUGUACUACUCUAUUGAGUUCAGAGUCAAGAUCUGACGAAUCGAAGAAAUUUAUUGUAAAAACUGCAGAUGAGUUUAAUUCAAGCGCCGUAAUAGAUAAGAAGAGUAUUAGAACAGACACAAAUACUACAAAUAAAAAUGAACUUAUCGAGAAAGAAGAAAAUACUAUAAAUAAUACUGAUAAUAAACCCAAUAAUCAAUUGAUCGAUGAACAAAUUGAGCAUAUUAAUUCAAUUUCUAAAGCAGUAUUAGAUACACAAGAAAGAGAAAAUAAAGUAUCGAUUGCAGAGACAGUAAGUCCGAAAAAUAACGACACAUGUGUAGUAAAUGAAAUAAAAACUCCCAAUAAGUCAAACGUAGUUAUUAAAAAGGAAAUUGAAAGUUCAAAUUUUAGUGAAACGAUUCUUCUCGAAGAAUCGCAUAAAGCAGAUACCCUAAACAUUGAAGUAAUAGCUUCUACUCCAUUGCCCACAAAGUCUUUAACUAAAGAUAAUACCCACGAAUCUUCAUGUAGAAAAAGUGCAUUAUUUGUUAAGAAAUCUGACAUUUUGGAAGACGAAUAUGAAAAAGAAUGUAUUAAAAAUUUAGAGACAUUGGUGAAAAGAGAAGAAGUUGUUGAAAACCACGGGAACAUUAAUUUUGAUGAAACAGUAGCGAUAAAUAAGUCCUUCGAGAAACUAUUCUCUCCAGAGCUUAUCCCUAAAGAAAAUCUUGACUUGAGCAACAAUAUUCUGCAUGAAAAUUCCUUAAAUCUACUACCUCCUCAGGAAUCCGAAUACGAGGCUUUCAAGCCACAACAGCAGAGUACAAAUUUACCAUUUCCUGAUCCAAGCAACUUUCGAGCGCUACAAGAGGCUGCUUUAUCCGUUGCCAAAGAGAUCGAUGAUUCUGUAGAAAAAAUUGAAGAGAGCGAGCAUUUUGUUUCAGCAACUACCGAACUAUUUGGAGAUCCAUCGGCUCUUGAUUAUCUUAAUCAGGUCGGAUCGCAAACAACCAGACGUGGCGAAAGAUAUGAUUCAUUGUACAUGAAGUUUGAUCCUUUGGCUGAAAAAUUAAGUAUGUUGCCUCAAAAGAAUCUUCCUGCUUCUGCACUACUCGAUGAAGAAAAAGAAGCUAAAGUUGAAAAUUCUCUUAGUAAUAUGGGAACGCCAAAGAAAAAUCCUGCGUUAGCAGCUAUUGAUAGAUUGCUUUUUUACAGUCCGUGUACAGCUCCUUCGACCGAUACCGAAGUACCAGAAGCUAUACAAAAGAAGGAAGUAAUUGAAAAACAAGAACCAUUGGUUCCGAUUGUUGAUGAAAAAAUGGCUAAAGAAUUGGAGUUUGUUAGGUCAACCGUACUUCAAUUGGAAGCAGAAAUCGAAAAACAACAGCAAGAAUACAAAGAUCAAUUAGAUAGACAAAAGGAGGUAUUUGAAGAUAAAAUAAGUCUUAUACAAACCAAACAUAAUCAAAUGCAGGCGCAAUUAACACAGGAGGUUAAAUGCAAAGAUCAAAUGACGGUUGUGGUGGAAGAGUAUGAAAAGUCGAUAAGUAGGUUAAUAGCGGAGAGAGAAAAAGAUCGAACAAAUUUCGAAGCAGAGAAAAUUAAAAUUCAGGAAGAACUUCAAGUUGCCAAUCAGCAUCUUAGUAAUACCGAAGCAGCUUUCAGUGACGUCCAUUCAAAGUAUGAACGGCUCAAAAAUGUAGUUUCAGCCUACAAAAGUAACGAAACCGUUCUUAAAGAAAGUAUCGCAGAGAACCAAGAAACUAUUAAGACACUCGAGAACAGAUACGAGCAGCUGAAAAGCCAUGCAAUGGCACAACUUGAAAAGGCAAAUUUGGAAUUAAGUGCUAUUAGAAAGCACAAUGAAGCUGAAACAGUGAAGCUAAAAGCAUUGGUCAGAAAGGCUGAAUUAAAGAGCAAGUCUCUCGAAGAGACGGUUGAACAAAAAAUGAAAGAAAAUAAGGAAUUAACUCAAAUAAUUGACGAAAUGAUAGCAAGGGUUGAUUAGUCGUUAUUUUUUUACUCUACAGGAUUUAUUAUUUAGGUUUAAGAAGCGUCAUGUAAUAUCGAAUAUGUCCAUACUUAUAUAUUGUUUUUAAAAAGAAAGGAAAAAUUGUCUUAGCUUAGUUUGAAAUAA